UCAGUCAGAAGCAAGCCAUCACAUUUUAUUUGUCAAGUAAAGAGAAUGGAGCGCAAAUCGGGAGGAUGUAAGUGUUGGAUCGUAUCGUUGAAUCGCGUAGGAAUAGUAUAGUAGAUUGAGUGAGAGGUAAGCGGAGUAAGAGGAGAAUGACUUACUUGUAGAAAGAGAGAAGAGGGAAGCAGAGAAGCGAUACCAGUACAGUUGCCAGCUGGUCGUCAAUUCGUGCGUGUCGUUCAUACACCGGACGUGAAAUAAUCACGCGUCUGACUUUUACAGCAUGAAGUACUACAAGCCAUUACAAAAAAAUUUUAUUUAUUAUUUUCAUCGUUUUAAUCAUUUUCUGAGUACUUAUCAACAAUAAUCAAUUGUUUCUCCAGAUGAUUAUUAGGAAUAAUUGCAAGUAUGUCGGUGUUCUCAAGACUUUUAGACAAAACGUCAGCUACAUGUGGUAUACAUCGCGAAACUCUAGCCCGUGGAGUUGUCGGUGUUGUCACAACUUUAUAUAUAAUCAAACUCACAUACCCACGUAUUAUUAAAGUUAAACAGCGGAUAGAAAAAAAUUUGAAAAAUGACACAAGUGUAGAAAUAGUAAAUAAUAAUAAACAAUGGAACUCAAAUUCGUUCAAACAAAACAAACCCAAUCAAGUUGGAUUAGAUCAGAAAUUUGCAAAACAACUUAUUCAAUUAUUGAGAAUUAUGAUACCUGGAUGGAGAUCUAAAGAAGCAGGAUUAUUAUAUUGUGCUACAAUAACGUUACUUGCAAGAACAUUUUUAUCUGUUUACGUUGCUACACUUGAAGGCCAAAUUGUCAAGAGAAUUGUUCUUAAAGAUGUUAAACAAUUUCUACUAUAUCUAGCCAGAUGGUUUGCUAUUGCAUUUCCCGCUACCUUUGUUAAUUCUGCUAUCAGAUACUUGGAAGGAAGAUUGGCACUUGCCUUCAGAGAAAGACUUGUUCGGUAUGCUUAUAAAAUGUACUUGAGUCAACAAACUUACUAUAGAGUAUCAGCUUUAGACAAUCGGUUAGGAGGAGCAGAACAAAGACUGACGGAUGAUUUAUCAGAAUUAGCAAGCUCUGUUGCUCAUCUUUAUUCACAUCUGACGAAACCUCUUUUAGAUUGUUCCUUAGUUGGUAUUACACUUAUAUCUUUUUCAUCGAAAAUGGGUUCAAAAACAAUUCCAGGUCCAAUGUUAGCGGCUGCAGUCGUUGCUAUUACUGGUCAGGUACUUCGUUUAGCAUCUCCAAGAUUUGGCCAACUUGUAACAGAGGAAGCCUCACGCCGAGGAAGACUACGUGAAGCGCACGCUCGAAUUAGUGCGCACGCCGAAGAAAUAGCAUUUUAUGGUGGUCACAAUACUGAGCACCGAUACUUGAAUACAGCAUACAGAUCAUUGGUUGUCCAUUUACGUAAAGUUCUCGCUCUUAAACUUUGGUACAUUAUGCUGGAACAAUUUCUAAUGAAGUAUGUGUGGUCUGGAACCGGAUUACUGAUGAUUGCAAUGCCUUUACUCUACUCCAAUUCCAAGGCAUCCUCAAGUAGUAUAAGCGGAGAUAGUGAUGGUGCUGUAAGUGAACGAACACGAUAUAUAACUACAUCAAAGAAUCUUCUAGUUUCUGGUGCUGAUGCUGUUGAACGACUUAUGUCAUCAUACAAGGAAUUAGUCGCACUUGCAGGAUAUGUCAAUAGAGUAAGUGAAAUGUUUGAUGUGUUCAAGGACGCUGCACUUUGUAAAUAUCAAAGAACAGUAGUAACAAGUCAACAAACUCGUGGAGCUAACGGUAGUAUCACACCGUCUCCUGAAAGAAUACUUGAAUUCGAAGAUGGUGUACCAGUCAUCAAAGGUAUCGUACGCGAAAGUCUUGAUGGAAGCAUUGCUCUUAAUGAUGUUCCUAUUGUUACUCCUAAUUGUGAAGUAAUUGUUACCAGUUUAACUCUUCAAAUAAAACCAGGAGAUCAUUUAUUAAUAACUGGACCUAAUGGCUGUGGAAAAAGUUCUUUAUUUAGAGUAAUUUCCGGUCUCUGGCCAGUUUAUGGAGGUAUUCUUACAAGACCUUCAGAUGCUUGGUCUAAGAAAACAGGCAGACCAGCUAUGUUUUAUAUUCCCCAAAAACCUUACAUGACUGUGGGAUGUUUGAGGGAACAAAUAACAUAUCCAGCUGAUAGCCAAAGUGCUGACUGUACUGAUGAGCAACUUUUAGCUCUUCUAGACCUUGUAGACUUGCGUUCUUUAGCAGAACGAGAGACAGGAGGUUUAGACGCAAUGGGAGAUUGGGAUUCAACUUUAUCUGGUGGAGAAAAACAAAGACUUGCAAUGUCUCGAUUAUUUUAUCAUGCACCUCAUUACGCUCUAUUAGAUGAAUGUACAAGUGCUGUAAGUUUAGAAGUAGAAGGAUCUAUGUAUGAAACGGCGAAACAAAAAGGAAUUACAUUAUUGACAAUAACUCACCGGAUCUCGUCAUUAUCCAAAUACCACCGAUAUGUACUUCGUUUUGAUGGAGAGGGAGGAUGGACCUUUGGUUUACUUGAUCACAACGAUAACUCUCUUCUGAAACCAAUGAAUGGCAAUGUUAGGAAAGAACAAGAAGCUCAUAAUCAUAAGUUACAGGAAAUUCGAGAACUAGUUGGUGAAGAUACUCAGCAGUACAACGGAAUCAGUUGAAUUAAACAGAAAAUGUGAUUAGAAAGUGAUUUAAUAAUCGAAAAAAUAACAUAUAUAUCGUGAAUAUUUAUUGUUAACUAUUAUUCUUACGAAAAAUUUUAAUUUUACAUUAUGUUUAUAGGGGAAAAUGUUAUAUUAUAUAUUUUUAUAUUAUUGAAACUAUAUCGAUAUUGAUGAAUUGAUAUUCAAUUUGUUUAAAGAAAACAAAUUGAAUGUGGAUACUUGAAUCUGGACAGUAUUGUAGAAUCGAAAAUUGUGUCAAGUUAACGAAUUUAUUAUUGUAGAAAAAUGUAAAUUUAUAAAUUGUUACAAAUAUAUAAUGGAAAAAUAUUUAAAUCAUA
Messenger RNA from Chelonus insularis, 2999 nucleotides. RefSeq names its product ATP binding cassette subfamily D (gene ABCD). The transcript is spliced from 7 exons. Gene Ontology annotation, molecular function: ATP binding; long-chain fatty acid transmembrane transporter activity; ABC-type transporter activity. Lineage: Eukaryota; Metazoa; Arthropoda; Insecta; Hymenoptera; Braconidae. The record is from RefSeq and is a predicted model, not a curated record. Gene Ontology annotation, cellular component: peroxisomal membrane. Gene Ontology annotation, biological process: peroxisome organization; very long-chain fatty acid catabolic process; fatty acid beta-oxidation. Bases 403 to 2658 code for a protein of 751 amino acids.